Anarrhichthys ocellatus (wolf-eel) is the source of this 1445-nucleotide messenger RNA. RefSeq names its product CCAAT enhancer binding protein alpha (gene cebpa). Gene Ontology annotation, molecular function: DNA-binding transcription factor activity, RNA polymerase II-specific; RNA polymerase II cis-regulatory region sequence-specific DNA binding. Gene Ontology annotation, biological process: regulation of transcription by RNA polymerase II; myeloid cell differentiation; DNA-templated transcription. The record is from RefSeq and is a predicted model, not a curated record. The coding region runs from base 150 to 1079 and encodes 309 amino acids. NCBI's taxonomy places the organism in Eukaryota, Metazoa, Chordata, Actinopteri, Perciformes, Anarhichadidae. The transcript has a single exon.
CUCCUCUAGAACCCGGUCCUCUCUGCUCCGGAUCAAAGGUAUAGAAACUGUUCUUUUCUCCCCGGACUUCGGUGCACGUCUGCCGGACUCAGAGCCCCCCCCGUCUCUGACUUUUGUCCAAACUGGAUUCUCGGAGCUCGUCUCCAUGCAUGCCCGGCUCUAGGUUCUCCAUGGAGCUCUCGAACCUGUACGAGGUCGCGCCUCGACCCCCGAUGACCCACAUCCAGCAGCCCUCCUCCGGCUACAGAGACCCGUCGGACCUGCAGGGCGGUGAGAUCGGAGACAGCGAGACCUCCAUCGACCUGAGCGCCUACAUUGACCCGGCGGCUUUCAACGACGACUUCCUGGCGGACCUGUUCCACCACAGCAGCUCCCGGCAGGACAAGCUCAAGAUCAUGAACGGAGAGUACGAGUCGGUGCCUUGCGGUCCGGGCCCGGGUCCCCAGCAGCACUACAUGUCGAACUACAUGGAGUCCAAGCUGGAGCCGCUCUACGAGCACAACCCGCAGCGCAUUCGACCGGUGGCCAUCAAGCAGGAGCCGCGGGACGACGAGGACGUGAACCCGGGUCUACCUCCCACAUACCACCACCCGCACCCGCACCCGCACUCCCAGCAGUACUCCCAGCAUUCCCAGCAGCAGCAGCCGCACCUCCAGUACCAGAUCGCGCACUGCGCGCAGACCACCAUGCACCUCCAGCCGGGACACCCGACUCCUCCACCGACCCCGGUGCCCAGUCCGCACCAGCACCACCAUCACAACCACCACCAGCACCAGCAGCAGGGCGGGCUGAAGCUGCUGGAUCAGCACCGAGGAGGUGGUGGAGGGAAGUCCAAGAAGAACGUGGACAAAGGCAGUCCGGAGUACCGGCUGAGGCGCGAGCGCAACAACGUGGCCGUGCGCAAGAGCCGCGACAAGGCGAAGAUACGCAACAUGGAGACGCAGCACAAGGUGGUGGAGCUCAGCACCGACAACGACAGACUGAGGCGGCGGGUGGAGCACCUGACCCGCGAGCUGGACACGUUACGGGGCAUCUUCAGACAGCUGCCGGACGGGUCCUUCAAACCCAUGGGCAGCUGAGGGACUACCGUGGACCGGGACCGGAUCGGACCGGACCGGAACGGGACAGGGACUGGACCGGACCGGACCGGGACUCUGCUGGAUUUACACUCGCUAACGGUUCUACGUGUCUUCAUGCGUGAGACAGACUGAGGCAGCUGGUGUUCACUGAAAAACACGAAAAACUCUCCAGAGAAACACUUUGAUUCUGGAACUAAAGAGAAAAAAAAACACUUUUUAUAUAAAACAGAAACUUUGAGACAUGAAGACAUUGUCCGUCUCACUGUCCGUCUUCAGACUGUGGACAUAAGACUCUCUGUCUGUCUCUCUCUCUCUCUGACUCUGUCUCUCUGUCUCUCUGUCUCUGUCUCUCUCUCUCUCCGUCUC